This is a messenger RNA of Ixodes scapularis (black-legged tick), 1071 nucleotides long. RefSeq lists its product as uncharacterized. NCBI's taxonomy places the organism in Eukaryota, Metazoa, Arthropoda, Arachnida, Ixodida, Ixodidae. The record is from RefSeq and is a predicted model, not a curated record. The transcript has 3 exons. Bases 1 to 1071 code for a protein of 356 amino acids.
AUGUGUUUCAUUGUCAUCACACUAGAUGGAGAGCCUGCAGCAGGACAGCGCUUGGACCCCCAGGACAUCGAGAAUGUCAGUAUUUCCGGGGAGACAGGCACCAGCGUGCAAACUGACGUCACAGCUGCCCAGAUUGCUGCAAUGGAGGAUGACCUGGCCUUUGUCAACACCGAGGUGUACGCAUUGAGGCAGAGCAAAGAGGAUUAUCAGCUCACCGCAGCAGCCCUUCAGCGUGACCCCAAGGAAGUCAAGUGCUACACCGGAUUAGAAAGUUUUGAUGUCCUUUUCGGAGUGUACCACCUGAUUGAGUGUGCUGUGCAUCACUCCACAGCGAACAGCCUGAAUCUGGCCUUUCGCUUUGGUGUGUCCGAGGCAACCACUAAUCGAGUUUUCGACCGCUGGUUGCAUGUCGCCUACUUUCGCCUCAAGAGCCAAAUCAUCUGGCCAGAAAGACGGACGCUACAACAAACUAUGCCACAGCCCUUCUACGAUAACUUUGGGGACAAGGUGUCGGUUGUUCUGGACUGCUUUGAGAUCAAGAUUGAACGGCCCUCAUCCUUGCUCCCAAGGGCACAGACGUGGUUCCAGUAUAAAUCAAGCAACACUGCCAAAUUCUUGAUAGGUAUAGCACCACAGGGGACCACCACUUUCAUAUCUGAGGGUUGGGGAGGGAGAACAAGCGACAAACAUGUCACAGAACACAGUGGUAUCCUCGACAAGCUGCAACCGGGAGAUGUCGUCCUAGCAGACCGUGGUUUCGACAUUUCGGACAGUGUCGGACUUCAUCGUGCCAAGCUCCAUAUACCCGCAUUUACGAAGGGCAAGCAGCAGCUGAGUGUAUCAGAUGUGGAGACGACAAGGAAGCUUGCCAAUGUAAGAAUACACGUUGAGAGGGUUAUCGGCUUAGUACGCAACAAGUAUAUGAUUCUGAAGACCACUUUGCCAGUCCUCUUUGUUACUUGCCGGCCUGGCGAUGAUCUGCCAGCAGUCGACAAAGUGGUAACGGUGUGCGGUGCCCUUUCCAACUUCUCUCCCUCAGUAGUACCGAUAAAUGAUGCCGCUUCUGAAUGA